This is a messenger RNA of Fragaria vesca subsp. vesca, 1234 nucleotides long. RefSeq lists its product as uncharacterized. Bases 459 to 1001 code for a protein of 180 amino acids. The transcript has a single exon. Gene Ontology annotation, molecular function: acyltransferase activity, transferring groups other than amino-acyl groups. The record is from RefSeq and is a predicted model, not a curated record. Lineage: Eukaryota; Viridiplantae; Streptophyta; Magnoliopsida; Rosales; Rosaceae.
CUAUACUCUCUCUCUCUCUCUCUCUCUCUCUCUCUCUCUCUCUCUCUCUCUCUCUCUCUCUCUCUCUCUCUCUCUCUCUCUCUCUCUCUCUCGUUACGUCUCCGAUCCUAACAGGUUUGCAUCUUGAAUAUUGGUUCUUUAUUCGUAAAUGCAUUCUUUUUCAUAAGAUAGAGAAGACUAUAAGGAAGCUGCCUAGUAAUGCACUGGUAAAACAAGGCGGCCAUAACUUUUUCUUGCUUCCUGCUCCAAGUAAUUGGCCAAGGCAAUGAGUCCAAUUAAGCUGACUCUACUCCAUCACUCGUAUACACCUUAUUUUAUGGAAUGUUGUCAUGCUCACACACUUCUCUAGCUUCUUACAUAUAUAUAAACACAUGUUCUGUUGCAGCCUUGUCAAAUUGUUCAGAUGAUUCUCAGUCAGUAAGGCUUAGAAUUCUAAUCGGUCAUUGUGAUAAUCAUACAUGGAGGGAAGUUGUAGCAGUGAGGAGUACUUGUCCAAGAUCAGCCUUAGGCCUUUGGGUGUUUCAGACAUUGAUGACGUCAUGGUCUGGGCCAGCGAUGAGAAAGUUGUUCUCUUCUGCACUUGGGAGGCUUAUACCAACAAAGAAGAUGGCAUUAAAUUCAUCAAGGAGCAUGUUGUCCCACACCCCUGGUUCAGGGCAAUCUGCCUUGACAACAAGCCAAUUGGUGCCAUUUCGAUAUGCACGAAACCAGGGAAUGAUAGUUGCAGAGGUGAACUCGGCUAUGUUUUGGGGUCUAAGUACUGGGGGAAGGGGAUUGCAACAAGGGCUGUGAGAAUUGUGGCCGAUACAAUUUUUAAGGAGUGGGCUCAUCUGGAGAGACUAGAAGCUCUUGUUGAUGUGAACAAUGUGGGAUCACAGAGGGUUCUGGAGAAGGCCGGGUUCCAGAAGGAAGGUGUUCUCAGAAAGUAUGUAGUUCUGAAGGGAAGAACUUGUGAUAUGGUGAUGUAUAGUCUUCUUCCUUCAGAUCAAUGUCAUACUUGAUUUAUUUGCAGAAAAAUAAUGUGCUUUGAAGACCAUGUAUGCAGUAUGCAGACUAGAUACUAAUUACUAGAGUAUUCCAAUAUAAUUAUUUGGUUGCCAUAGUUGAAAAUCAAUCUCAUACACUACUAGGGAAGAGAAAUGAAAAUGAAAUGUAAACAUUAUACAUGCUCAGACAACAUCCCGGCCAUUCCGCAAACUGCAAAAUCAGAAGGAAGCUUUCUAGAGCAAAUCAG